CCUGCGCGCGGCUGUCACGCUUUACUACCAACAGGCACGGAAUUCCAGGGAGGAAGUCACUGAGAUUGGAAAACGAACAACAACUGUAAAAGGUGCCAAGAAAAGGAAAAACAAACCCUGGAUACGUGAAGAAGUCGGAAUACGGUCUUUCCUCGCUGGGAACAGUAGAACCAUCUGAAGUUUGGAGUAUGGACUAGAGGCGCCGCCGCGCCGGGUCGCAGCAGAUGGAGGCGGCGAGAAGUUUGCUGUUCGUCGGGGCCGUGCUGCUCGCAGCGACGGGAGCUCUGGGCAGAGAAGAAACACCUGACCAGAGGACGUUUCCAGAGCCAGGUGUCCGCGUAUGCCUGGGUACAGACAUGAAGCUGGACCUGCCCUCCAGCCUGGAAAAUCACUACGAGACCCUGAAGCUGCUCUACACCGACUGCAAGGUCGUCCACGGCAACCUGGAGAUCACUCACCUUCAUGGAAGCCCGGACCUCUCCUUCCUAGAGGGGAUCGUGGAGGUUCAGGGUUAUGUACUUGUAGCCCAUUUGUCAGUGAGUGUGUUGCCUUUGGACAACCUUCGCAUCAUCCGAGGCAGCCAGCUGUACAACUCCAGCUACGCUCUGGCUGUGCUCGAUAACACUGUGGGCGGAUUGGGGCUCAGGACGCUGCGGCUACGUAGCCUCACAGAGAUCCUGUUGGGAGCUGUGUAUAUUUGGGGGAACCCCCAGCUGUGCUACCCUGACCCCCAGACCAUUGUUUGGAGGGACACGUUAGAUCAGCACAACACAUACGACAGUGCGCACCGACUGCAGGGACGGGCCCCCAAUUGUCCCAGUUGUGCCUCUGUUUGUGCGAAAGGCUGCUGGGGAGAAACUGCACAGGACUGCCAGACCUUGACACGGAUAAACUGUGCAUCUGGCUGUCAGCGCUGUAAAGGUCCCAACCCCCAUGACUGCUGUCACACACAGUGUGCGGCCGGGUGCACAGGGCCCAAAGACUCAGACUGUCUGGCUUGCCGUCACUUCAACGACAGCAGUGUGUGUAAGGAGAACUGUCCUCCGCCCACCAUCUACGACCCUGUCACCUUCCAGACCAAACCCAACCCAAACAAGAAGUUUAACUUUGGAGCAACAUGUGUCAAGACGUGCCCCUAUAACUACCUGGCUAUGGAAGUAGCUUGUACUUUGGUUUGUCCCAAAGCCAACCAGGAAGUUAUCGUCGCCAACCCUGAGGGAAACGAGCUGCAGAAAUGUGAAAAGUGUGAAGGAGACUGUCCCAAAGUGUGUUAUGGUCUGGGUAUGGACAACCUCGGUGUCAUGGACAACCACGGCGUCACCAUGGUAACAUCUUCUAAUGUGGAGCAGUUCAACAAGUGCAAGAAGAUAUUUGGCAGUCUGGCUUUCCUCCCUCAGAGCUUUGCAAGGGACUCUGCGAGCAACACAUCAGGUCUGUCCCUCGAACAGCUCAGCGCCUUCAAGUCUCUGGAGGAGAUUACAGGUUAUUUGUACGUUGAUGCCUGGCCAGAAGAGUGGACUGACCUCCAUGUGUUCGAGAACCUGAAGGUGAUCAGAGGCAGGAUGCUCUACAAGGGGGUGUUUUCACUCGCCAUCCAGAAUCUGCACAUCCGCUCUGUUGGGUUGCGUUCACUACGCAGCGUCAGCGGAGGUUUGGUUCUGUUGCACAACAACUCCCAGCUGUGCUACACCAGUUCCCUGCCCUGGAGCACGCUGCUGCACCCCACCCAGGGGCCGCACCGCAUCGUCAGCCUGAACCAGGACGCCCAGCUCUGUGAGGAAGAGGAGCGUGUGUGUCACCAGCUGUGCAAGGGGGGCUGCUGGGGCCCGGGGCCGAAUCAGUGUGUGUCCUGCACGGCUUUCAAACGCGGCACUGAGUGCGUGGAUCAGUGUGACACCUACCAGGGGUCCAUCCGCGAGUACAUCGCUGAGUCUCUGUGUGUCGCUUGUCACUCAGAGUGUCAACCUCUCAAUGGCUCCACCUCCUGCCGUGGCUCGGGUGCAGAGCAUUGUUCAGAGUGCAGAAACUUCCAGGACGGUGAGUUCUGUGUGGAUCAUUGUCCCAGCGGUGAGAAGGAGGAUCAGCAAACUGUGUGGAAGUACAGCAAUGCUUCAGGACACUGUCUGUCCUGCAACACCAACUGCACGCUGUCCUGCACGGUGAUGGAUGAGAGAGGCUGUCCCGUGGAUAAAAGGCCAGGACCGGGGACAACCAUCGCGGCUGCAGUGGGUGGAGUGGUGCUCUUCUUCAUCCUGCUGGCCCUGCUGGUCUUCUACCUGAAGAGACAAAAUACGCUCAGGAGGAAAGAGACAAUGAGAAGGAUCCUGCAAGAACACGAGCUGGUGGAGCCUUUAACACCCAGCGGCGCGUCGCCAAAUCAGGCUCAGAUGCGUAUUCUGAAAGAGACGGAGUUGAAAAAGCUCAGGGUGCUCGGAGCAGGGGCCUUCGGUACCGUUUACAAGGGUGUGUGGGCACCUGAAGGGGAAAAUGUGAAAAUACCAGUGGCCAUCAAGGUGUUACGAGAGAACACCUCGCCUAAGGCCAAUAAGGAGAUCCUUGACGAGGCCUAUGUGAUGGCAGGAGUGGCGAGCCCCUACGUGUGUCGCCUGCUUGGGAUCUGUCUGACCUCCACGGUGCAGCUGGUCACUCAGCUGAUGCCGUACGGCUGCCUGCUCGACUACGUCAGGGAGAACAAGGACCGCAUCGGAUCCCAGUUCCUCCUCAACUGGUGUGUUCAGAUCGCCAAGGGGAUGAGUUAUCUGGAGGAAGUCCGGCUGGUCCACAGAGAUUUGGCCGCCCGAAAUGUUCUGGUCAAAAACCCGAACCACGUGAAGAUCACCGAUUUCGGUCUCGCUCGUCUGCUGGACAUCGAUGAGACUGAAUAUCACGCUGACGGAGGAAAGGUGCCGAUUAAAUGGAUGGCCCUGGAGUCUAUUCUGCACAGGAAGUUCACUCACCAGAGCGACGUCUGGAGCUAUGGCGUGACGGUGUGGGAGCUGAUGACGUUUGGAGCUAAACCGUACGACAUGAUCCCAGCCAGAGAAAUCCCGGAGGUGUUGGAGGGAGGAGAACGGCUCCCCCAGCCUCUCAUCUGCACCAUCGACGUCUACAUGAUCAUGGUCAAAUGUUGGAUGAUUGACCCGGACAGCAGACCGAGGUUCACAGAUCUGGUGAAUGAUUUCUCUGCCAUGGCCAGAGAUCCUUCUCGCUAUGUAGUCAUCCCGAAUGAAGAGCACAUGAGCAUGAACAGCCCUGUGGACAGCCAGUUCUUCCGGAUGCUCAUGGAGGAGGAAGGGAACAACAUGAGGGAGCUGCUGGAUGCUGAGGAGUAUCUGGUGCCUCAGCCCAACCACUUCUCCAGGAUGCAGGGGGACGGGGCCCAGACCAACGGGCCGUCCAGACACCAGUCGUACAGGCAGAGCAGAGAUACGGGUUUAGACGUGGAGCCCUCCGUUGCCGGCGGCCCCCGCAGCAUGUACUCCUCUGUGAGCACUCUGGGCCGCAGCCAGUACCCCACCUUACCUCUCGGAGCCAGCGCCUCCAACGGGGUCUGGGUCCCUCAGUACCCGACGCUGGCUCGCAGCCCAUCAGCCGGGGGCCAAUCUGACAAUGUGUUCCUGGACGGACCCCCAGACGACCCCUCGCUGCCCCCGGCAAGCCCCGGGCGCUACUGCAAAGACCCCACCUACUCCAACGGGAGCCAGGGCGACCUGGAGACUGACGGGCCCAACGGCUUCCAUCACCCCCACCCAUAUCAUUACUCACUGCCCCGACGGAACCAUGGAUAUAAUCAUAAUCAAGCCCCGCCAGAGUACGUCAACCAUCAGAUUCAGGAUCUCAGACCGGGGAUUCCCGACCGGCCGAGCACGUUGCCCCGUAAAGGCUCCAGAGUGGACCGGCGCCUCCCCAACGGCCUGAACUCCGGGCACAGCGUGGAAAACCCGGGGUAUUUGGUCCCCGGGGGCCCCACGUCUCCAGCCUUCGACAACCCGUACUACCUGGACCUCGUGGCCAAAGCUAACGCUGUCGCUGCUGCAGGGGACGGCCUUGAGUCACAGGAGAGAGACGGAGGAGGGCCCAGGCAGCUCAACGGGUUUAUGGCCUCAACGGCAGAGAAUCCAGAGUAUCUGGGACUAGCGGACACGUGGAGUGGACAUACCUGAGGAGAGGGAGAAAUGUGACGAACUCCAGGGGAAUCACAGCUUGUGUUCUACUGAGGGGAAACGAGGAGCGAGAGAAAGGGAAGAUGUGUGUGACACAAACGAGCUGGGUGUUUUAUAUUUGGAACAUUAGGUGCCUGUGUGACUGAAUCAUGCACCUGAAUCAUAACCGGUCGAUGUCGUCCGGUGAGAGUCACCAAAUGCCCCAGCUGUGACACACCGACACAGUGUAGCAUUAAUCUGGUGUCUGUGGCAUCAUUCGUAUUCCUGUCUUCCUGUCAGCAAUCUGUCCUCUCUAUGUGAAUGUAAAGUGCCAAACAAAAAGAAGUUCCCUCCACCUCUGUGUAUAACGCAGGACUCGAUAAGCAAAGGAGUUCACAUUUGUCAAAACACAACAAGGUACAAGAGUCUGAUUGUCACAGAAUCAAACAUUUGACACUUUGUUUUGUUUUGUCUUUAAUGUCUGUGGUUGUUUCUACUACAUAUGAAGCAUUUUUCUGUGUUUCCUUCAGCUCCCUGGUGCUAUACGUCAUGACUCAGCCCAGCUAAAAAGAGAGAAUAGUACACAUUGACAAAGUGAGUUGUAUUGAAAGUGGUGUUUAGUAUUCUGGUCACUUUGUCUCCGACCUGAUGGGGGUCUUCAACACACUCAAAGCCAUUUUGUUUUGGCCAGAGAGUGGCCAGCAGCCCAUCUGGCCAGUAAGCAUGCUCCCUGAAAGAAAGGCAUCCUGUAUGGAGAAGACAGAGGCAUUGUGCAACACUGGUGUGUGUGUGUGUGUGUGUGUGUGUGUGUGUGUGUGUGUGUGUGUGUGUGUGUGUGUGUGUGUGUG
Molecule: messenger RNA, 4990 nt
Organism: Trematomus bernacchii (emerald rockcod)
Lineage: Eukaryota; Metazoa; Chordata; Actinopteri; Perciformes; Nototheniidae
Gene: erbb2
Product: erb-b2 receptor tyrosine kinase 2
Exons: 28
Coding region: 225-4163 (1312 amino acids)
Biological process (GO): positive regulation of kinase activity; protein phosphorylation; cell surface receptor protein tyrosine kinase signaling pathway
Cellular component (GO): basal plasma membrane; signaling receptor complex
Molecular function (GO): ATP binding; transmembrane receptor protein tyrosine kinase activity
Source: RefSeq, a predicted model, not a curated record